AUGAUGUUACUUGAGUCGCAAGGCAACCUUGCUAUCUCGACCGAGAGGAGAGGUAGUGAGUACGGGGUGCGGGAAGGUGAGGCUCCGGCCGAUCCCAACGCCCCCGGUGUCUCUGGCAUACCGAGUGAGAGUCCCGAGAGGAACAAUGGUAAUGCUGAGGCUAACGAGCCGAUGACGGUGGAAACACGGUCGGAAGCACAAUCUGCCAGGAAUACUGGUAAACGGGCUUUCUGGUCUCAAGACGAGACAAUCAGAUUGAUCCAGGAGGACAAAGCGCUAAGAGCUGUGGUUGAUCCCACCCGUCUACGGAGGCUCGGCGGAGACCAAUAUUGGAUCCGCCUCGCAGAGCAGUACGAGAGGGUGAGGCUCUUAGUAAACCGAAUAUAUCAGUUAGAUCUACCCCAACGGGAAGCGGGUGCUGUAAAAAGCAAACUAGUCAACCGACUCCCCGUUGAGCUGAAGAAUUCAGAUAGGCGUGUAUGGCCUAGGGUGGGUUUAGCUGGAGUAGGUAGCGAUGUCCACGAAAGCGAAAUGCCUGAAACCAACGAGAGAUCGGAGGAAUUAGGGCAAAGUAGCGGCACACCUGCUGACGCUCCGGCGGAAGCAGAGAGAGUCCACGUAGUGGACGACACGGAAGCUAGCAGCCCGGAAGACGGUAGUGUUGUUGUCGAGGAGAGAUUCCGUCAACAGUUCAACCACUAUCGUAAAGUCUUUAUGGAAAGGAACUCCACGUGGCGAAAGCCCCUGAAGUUCCCCAGAAAAGUGCCGGGAACACUCUGGACACAAGCCAACUCCUUAAUUGGAGAUGUGCUUAGAUCGGGUGUUGCGAUUUCGCUCCAUGACCUUAACAAGCUUGCUUAUGCCGCCGCAUGUACUGUUCAGCAUUUCUUGAAAGAGAAAGACAGGCUAUGCCUGGAACGAGAGCGGAAUUGGUUCGCAGCUAGAGAGGUGGAGACGAAUAGCCUGUUGCGCUACCUCAACUGGAUAGAUGUGGAGCUGGCCCGUAGACGAGUCUCGGCCCGCCAGACUACCCAUCAGCGUUGGUGUUCUCGUCAGCUUAAGACUAGAUAUGGCCGAGAGAGAAUUGCCGACACUGGCAGACUGAAAGAGCUGCGAUCCAUGUUGAGGGAUGCCCUAGCGGGGGUCAGGAAGAGCGUGGCUAAGCGGAAGGCUGAUCGAGAGCGCAAGAGGGCAAAGUUUGUACCUCUAAGGCGAUAUCUUGAGAAGGGUCCGGAAGUGGAACCACAGCUGGAUGCAAACCGAGUGAAAGAGUAUUGGGCUGAAUUGGUGGGGGCCGACGACCGUUCCGACAGUCGUUCGAUCACUGCUGAUUGGGCUCAUGACCUCGAAGUGCCGGUGCAAACUGCCACGCCUUCCAAGAUCCAAGUAUGGUGGAAGAUGGCACUGUCUAAGUGCAAACCAAACAAAGCUGCAGGCCCAGACGGCCUACCGGGGUGUGUAUGGAAAUGCCUCCCCAAUGCGAGCAAUUGGUUGUGCACCUGGCUGAUUAAGAAGUUAGCGUGUAGUCGAAUAGAUACGCCGAGAUGGUUAAGUGAGGGUCGUGUCGUCCUUUUGAUGAAGAAGGGUGACCCAAACGACCCCGCUAAUUAUAGACCCAUCGCGUGUUUAAACACAUGCUAUAAACUUAUGACGUCGGUAAUAGAACGUGCCAUCAGAGAGCAAGUAACUGCUUGCCCUACGUUAAUCCCUAGCGAGCAAGUCGCAAACCGUAAAGGUGUAUGGGGAUGUACGCAUGCAAGUAUCGUUGACAGGCUGGUAACGGGAACGGCAGCGAUGUCGAAAGGCCAGAACGCGGAUCUAAGGGUCCUGUUCUACGACUGUAAGAAGGCCUUCGACUCGGUUAGUCGUGACCAUAUGUUCAGAGUAUUAGAUGUCGCGGGUGUAGACCGAAAGAUCUACUACCUGUUGAAGUCUUUUACGAUGAAUUGGACUGUCCGAUAUGAGCUUAGACGAUCCGGCCGUGUAGAAAGAAGCGCCCCGCUCCGAGUGAAGAGGGGAUUGCUUCAGGGUGACUCCUUGUCCCCUACAUGGUUCUGUUUAUGCAUAGCUCCCAUAUCCCACGCUCUGAGGUUGAGAAACCCCGGACCUUGUAUACGUCAAGUAGCAGGGCAUAGCGAUGGUGGGCAAGUACACGUCAGCCAUUUGUUUUAUAUGGAUGAUUUAAAAGUGUAUUGCACAGGUGAGGCAGCUCAGGUAAGAGCCGAAAGGUUAGUGCCUGAACUGUUCUCGCAGAUAGGACUAUGUGUAAACGAAAGCAAGAGUGCUGCAGCCGCCGGCCCAUCAAGAACAUUGAGGUCCUCGCUUCCUUUAUUGGGAGUGAAAGAUCAGUAUAAGUACUUGGGUAUCGAGAGCGGGUUUGUGGCAAAUGAGGCUUCUGCCUAUAGUCGAAUGCAGACCACUAUAUUAGCAAAAGUACAGAGUAUACUUGAUGUAGAAGGUCAUACAGUCGGCCAACGGCGGAUAGCGAUUCGUACAGUGGCGUUCCCGGGCGCGGCAUUUAUCCUCGGUAAUAUAAUACUGGGUGAUAAGCAGCCAAACUCGGCCAAAGCCGACAUGUUGAAGCUAGACAUGGUGAUUCGAGAGAAGAUCCGGAGAAAAGGUCUGCUUCAUCAUAGUUGUGCGAAUCCGCGAAUAUACCUCAGCUGUAAACGAGGGGGUUUGGAGUGGCCUUCGAUGUUUAGAACCUACUGUGCAGCAGUAGCGUACUCGUCGGCAUAUCUCCUUACCAGCGGAGACCCAUGGGUCAAGAGGGCGCAAGAGCACUUUGUGUACGGCACCCUAGCCGCUAAAAACCAAGUUUACAAGCACUUGCUGUACGUUCUGGGUGAACUGGAGAUUGGACGGCAGGUCAUAGAACCGCCGUGGGGUAAUGAUCCUAAGGCUUUAGCGCGAAAGCUCGUACUAGCCAUCGAUACGAAAAUCGAGGAAAAUUACCUCCGUGACCUUCGGGCCAUGCCAAGAGCCGGUCGCUUUGUGAACGCGGAAUCGUCUGCCAUUGACCAGGAAAACUCCCAUCUCUGGUUAGAGAAAGGCUGGAUCAAUGGUAAAGCGUACCAGCAUAUUAAUAGUGUGAUAGAGGGCACUCUCCUAGAGGGAGUAAACCCACAUAAUGUGCUGGAAAAGUGUAGGGCAUGUGGUAAUCGUAAUGCCGACAUUAUCCAUAUCACGAGUGGCUGUGAAAGGCUCCGUGAGACAAUAAUGAAAACGAGGCAUGACGGUGCAACUAGAUGGUUGUACUCUGCUCUUACCGAGGUAGACGAAAGCCUACCAAGGUUCCACUAUACGCAACAGAUCGAUGGGUUGGCAAUUGGAAACAGAUUGGAGAUAAGGUAUGACAUAGAUGUCGUAACGCCGAAUCGUCCAAAGCAUUGCCGCCCCGAUCUGGUCGUGUUUGACAAACAACGAAAGGAAAUAUUCAUCGUUGAGGUCAGUGUGUCCUGGUUCACAAUAGUGCAGAAAAUGUACGAGAAUAAGUACUGUCGAUAUGCUGUAAACUCGAAUCACGAGUACAGCGAGCACUGCCCGUAUCCACCAGGGGUGAAUUUGGCGAAUGAACUGCGAGUGAUGUACCCGCAGUACGUAAAUGGUGUAAAAGUCUUACCUUUGGUCAUUACACCAACAGGCCAUAUUCACAAUGAGUUUGUUCCCCACCUGCGUAUGCUGCUCCAACAGUCUAAUGUGUCAAAGAUUGUUGAGAGGAUACAGCGGUCAGUCGUGCUGGGAACAGACUACAUUAUUCGUACCUACUUUGCAAUGCUGAGAAAACACUAG
Molecule: messenger RNA, 3792 nt
Organism: Bursaphelenchus xylophilus (pine wood nematode)
Lineage: Eukaryota; Metazoa; Nematoda; Chromadorea; Rhabditida; Aphelenchoididae
Source: the annotation of a GenBank genome assembly